AUGACAUUGCACUUGAAUAUGAUUUCUUGUGUGGCAAAGAAAAAAAAAGUUCAAUUUUUUACCUCUGGCCGGAAUAAAAACCAAACCAGUCCCACCGCCAAAAUCGACGCCCGGAUUAUAAUCCUGCAGCAACCUCUCCGACAGGCCGGACUUAUUUGCUAUACCCGACAAGCUCUCGCCAGGCCUCAAAGGGUAAGUGGCAAAAAGCCCGUAAGCCCUCGACACGUGGCUAUCCCCGCACGAGCAAUUCACGGUCACAUUCAGCCGAGCAUCGGCCGGGAUGUUUUCAGGCGGGUAGAUAUUGAACCUCAUCAGCAUUUCAACCGUCGUCAGCUCCGCAAUCCUCUGGUAGGUGUUUCCGGGCCGGACCUGGUAAACAAACUGGUGGGCCAAGAGCUGGUUCACCGGCCCGCACGAGAAGGGCACGACCAGCCUGUCGCCGGCGUUGAUGAGGUCCCGGUUAGUGAGUUGGGGGUUGUAGCUGAGGAUAUCGUUGAUGGUGGUCGAAAGGACGGAGGAUAUGAAGGUGAGGAAGCUAACGCGUCGCAGGCACGGCCGGGCUGGGAUUUGACUACGGCCCGGAAUAUGGUAAGCAGCAAAAGCCAGAGGGGUAAGUUGGGGUUGAGUUUUUGGGGCAUUUUCAUGGAGGAAAGGUGGGAUUUUUUUGAGGAUGAAGCUUUUUGGAAUUUUGUCAAACAGUUGACCAAAUGUGGUGCCGUUGAUGGAGAUGAGGAGAAAAGAUGUAAUAUUGAAAAAUAUUAA
Molecule: messenger RNA, 762 nt
Organism: Striga asiatica
Lineage: Eukaryota; Viridiplantae; Streptophyta; Magnoliopsida; Lamiales; Orobanchaceae
Source: the annotation of a GenBank genome assembly